UGUGUAAACAAUGGUUUUUGCAUUGGUGGGUUUCACUGUGAGAGACCAUCGUUGCGGAUUUCUAUGUUAAAUUCGACGAGAAAACACAAAGGCUGAAUCUUUUUCACGGGGAUGACUUAAAAGUUUCUUCCUUUUUUUUUUCUUUUUCAAAUUGGCAUUUCAAUUUUGAUCGAAUUAAGGACGAAGAAGGGAACUGGACGGGUAGGAAAUUGCUAAGCUAUGAAACGAUUCUUCAAGCCCAUAGAGAAGGACGGCUCAACGGCAGCUAAAAAGCCCUGCCUUUCGCCGGAAAAGCGCAACGGAGACGGAGACGGAGUUGAAGAAGAGAAGACUCAGAAUGAGCCGUCCAAGUUUUUGACGUGGAACGCUAAUAGCUUCCUCCUUCGGGUGAAAAACGACUGGUCUGAGUUCUCUAAGUUCGUCUCCGAUUUUGAUCCUGAUGUCAUUGCCGUACAGGAAGUAAGAAUGCCUGCUGCUGGUGGAAAGGGAAGACCUAAAAAUCAUGAAGAGUUGAGUGAUGACACGAAAGCUUUGCGUGAGGAAAAACAGAUUUUGAUGCGGGCUCUCUCAAGUCCACCAUUUGGAAAUUAUCGAGUUUGGUGGUCUCUUGCGGAUUCCAAGUAUGCAGGGACAGCUUUGUUAGUGAAAAAGUGUUUCAAGCUCCGGAAAGUUUACUUUAACCUUGACAAAUUAGCAUCUAAACAUGAACCUGAUGGUCGAGUAAUCUUAGCUGAAUUUGAGACAUACCGUCUUUUGAACACGUAUUCGCCUAACAAUGGUUGGAAAGAGGAGGAGAAUUCAUUUCAGAGGAGAAGAAAAUGGGACAAGAGGAUUGUUGAGUUCCUCACCCAAACGUCUGAUAAACCUCUAGUAUGGUGUGGCGACUUAAAUGUCAGUCAUGAGGAGAUAGAUGUUAGCCAUCCAGAAUUUUUCGCAACAGCAAAGCUUAAUGGUUAUGUUCCUCCAAACAAAGAGGACUAUGGACAGCCUGGAUUUACACCAUCUGAGAGAAGACGCUUCGGUGCAAUUAUGAAAGAAGGAAAGCUUGUUGAUGCAUACCGGUAUCUACACAAGGAACCAGACAUGGAAAGUGGCUUCUCAUGGUGUGGGAAUCCUAUUGGAAAGUACCGGGGAAAGAGGAUGAGGAUCGACUAUUUUCUGGUCUCUGAACAGCUCAAAGACCGUAUAGUUACUUGUAAGAUGCACGGUCGUGGGAUAGAAUUAGAAGGUUUCUAUGGGAGUGAUCACUGUCCGGUUUCACUCGAGCUUUCGAAGCCAACUUCAGAUUCGGAAGAGAACCAGGUUUCCAACUAAAAUCAUCCUCUUCUGUAAUGCAACAUAAGCCUUCUUGAGAACUCAAAGCAUGGCUUGUGUUAGCAGAGUUGAUCUUUUAAUUUACUUGAGGAUCUGAUUGAUGUUAUUGAGACACUUAUUUGGCCUUGUUGCUCUGUUGAGCUCUCAAAGGUAAUUAAUUAACAACUCUAUUAAUAUGCUUAAUUUUCCUAGGAAAUGUAGAUAUCUUAACUUUUGAAUCUUCUUUUACUUUUUAUAGUUUUGAUAUGUGCUAAUUUCUAAAGAUUUAGAACUUUUUUGGGUGUAUUUUAAGCAUAUAUACCCUUUGCUUUAUUGUAUAGUCAGUGGAUAGAGGCAACAUUCGAUAAACCAAGGGUUCAUAUUCAUAUGAAAAUUAAAUUUGUAUAUAUUUGAAUUAUGCAUUGCUUUCGUGUUGAAUUUCAGAGUUGACUUCCUGAUAUAACUGUUAAUUUGAAAAUAAUUUUUGCUAACAAAUUAGAUGCUUUGAAAA
This is a messenger RNA of Thlaspi arvense, 1804 nucleotides long. NCBI's taxonomy places the organism in Eukaryota, Viridiplantae, Streptophyta, Magnoliopsida, Brassicales, Brassicaceae. The record is from the annotation of a GenBank genome assembly.